CGAUCGAACUGGCAACGCGCUCAUUCGUAUUUCAAAACUGAAGUUCGAUUGACAUGACGCACAGCCAAUUUGUGGAUGUAAACAAAUCUGUUGAUGCUUUGUGAACUGUGAAAGUUGAUAAUAAGUGUAAGGAUAGAAAGUGUUGUUGAAUUAGUGCAAGAUGACGUCACGCUCGAAGGAAAAGGUAGCAGCUGCCUUCCGGAAGUUGUUCCGGUCGCCGGAGAAACUAGAGAACGACGGGGCUGGACCGAGCGGGUCCCCGGCCAGGCGAGGCCUGCUGCGGCGACACAGAGACGGCGUCAGCCCAGCAGAAGCAGCAGCGAGCCUCCCCGCCAGCCCGGGCGCGACGGGCGGCAAGAAGAAGGCGGCGGGCGCCAACGAGGUGCGCGAGCGCGCCGCCGCCGUGCGCACGCGCCGCCUCAUGAAGGAGCUCAAGGAGAUCCAGCGGUUGCAGGACAGCCGGCCUGAACCUAUAUUCACAGUGGAACUAGUAAACGACAACCUCUUCGAGUGGCACGUGCGCUUGCACCAGAUCGACCCCGAGAGCGAGCUGGCCGGCGACCUGCGCGAGCUGCACAUCCCGCAUAUCCUGCUGCACCUCAUAUUCCCGGAGAACUUCCCCUUCGCGCCGCCCUUCAUGCGGGUCAUCGAGCCCAGGAUAGAGAAGGGCUUUGUCAUGGAAGGAGGAGCAAUCUGUAUGGAACUGCUAACACCGCGAGGCUGGGCGUCCGCGUACACGGUAGAAGCAGUGGUGAUGCAGUUCGCAGCGUCCGUUGUCAAGGGCCAGGGACGGGUUGCGCGGGCGCCGCCGCGGCCAUCGCGCGAGUUCUCGCGGCGGCGCGCCGAGGAAGCCUUCCGGUCGCUCGUCAAAACGCACGACAAAUACGGCUGGGUCACGCCGGCGCUGUCGGAUGGUUGAGUCAAAGUUCGACGUGUUCAACUGAAAUGCAGUAUGGAUCUCUUUUAGUUUUAUUUUAGUCGUAAUUACUUACUAGUGCAAAUUUUGAUAAAUAAUGCUCCGCUCUGUGUAAUUAGUUCAAUAUUACAAUUCGCAUAAAUGGAUGGUAAUUAAUUAAGAGUGAUUAUUUGAAUUGAUAACUUUUAAAAUGUAUUUGUUUGUAGUUUUCCGACUGUGAGUGGGAUGUUGCAAUUUAGUUGAUAGAAACAAAAAAGUCUAACAUGAGUAGGUCUGUAUGCCAAGUUUCAAGUUUGAAGCAAUAGCACCCCAUGAUAAUAAGAUUUGAAUGUUCUAACGUACAAAUAUGUAUUUAUAAAUAUUUCUUAUAUGCAACCAUACAAUAGCAUGUAAUAUUUUUACAAUGAUAUCACAGUUAGGACUUAUUUUGAAUACUCCUUUGAUCGAUUGGCUUCGUGUACCCAACGUAUUUUUCUAUCGGACAUUAAACCUGGGACAAACUUUUCAUGACGCUACCCACUACGCCACUGAGCAAUGUAGGUAGGUACUCUCAUCUUACUUUUCUGAGAGCCUUGUUUAAUCAAAGUUAAGGUGUAGGUGACAAGGAUCUCCCCUUUGAAUCUUCUUUACUAAUCUUGGUAGGUAUUUCAGAUACGAUGUUAUCACUAUAUCAAGCGUGUGUGCCAAAAAAAUUGUGUAAUGCUCAGUUAUUAUUUUAAUAUUCACCAUAAAUAACUUAUUGUAAAUAGAAACAUUAAUUUCCGAAAUACGCUCAAUACCAACAUCAAUAUUAAUACUUAAUGUGUCUUUAAUGUAUAAAGAAAAAUUCCGCCAAUUUUAAGAGAAAACAAAUGCUCUUUUUUGAUGUUAAUGGUUUACUAAAGCUAAUUUCAAAAUAAAUAAGUAUGUAAUUAAAUGUAUACUUACAAAAAUAUCGUAUUUAGAUACGACAAUACAAAUCUGUUUCUACGUGUAUAAAUAAAAAUAUUUUAAACUUUUUAAAAUUGAAGCUCCAUAUUUUUUUGCAGAUUGAAGCUUACGAUUGAAAGUAAAUGUUUCCGUCCCAAAGUCAUUUAAUCAUUUUUGAUAUUAUAGAUAAAUUUAGUAGUAUUUUAAAGUUCAACCAAACAAUUUACUGUAAAAGCAGAUUGAAAAUUCGUAUUUUAAACUCCUUUUUUAAUGAACCACCUGAAUCAUUCAUACUUGAUAACACAUGCUAUAAAUUGCAUGCUUUAUUAUCUGAAUAAUUAGUAGUAAAGUCAAAUUAUUACCUAACUACAGUGUGUUUCCAUGAGUAGAAAUCGCUCAAAUUUGUGGAUAUUUUUCUUAAAAUGUAAAAUUAAAGGCUUGUGGUAUUAUAAAAGUGUAAAGUAAAUAUAACAUUUUAUGUAUAGACUUACUUUAGGAAAUGGAUGUUGUUAAUUUGUUUGGUGAACCAAAGAUGUUUAUUUUGUAUAAGUAAAAUUCAUCCAGUGCAAGAUAUGAAUUUAUAAGUGGAUUCUAUGUACAACGUUAUUAUGGGUGUAAUAAAUAAAUUACCUGCAAUGA
Messenger RNA from Ostrinia furnacalis (Asian corn borer), 2464 nucleotides. RefSeq names its product ubiquitin-conjugating enzyme E2Q-like protein 1. The record is from RefSeq and is a predicted model, not a curated record. NCBI's taxonomy places the organism in Eukaryota, Metazoa, Arthropoda, Insecta, Lepidoptera, Crambidae. The transcript is spliced from 5 exons. The coding region runs from base 161 to 919 and encodes 252 amino acids.